AUGGUGGCUAUGAAUGUGGUGAGUCGAAGUUACAGAGGGUUAUAGAUGAGGGUAUAAAAUGAUGACAAAAGGAACUACAAGGAUCCAAGCCAACCAUAUAUAGUUUUAAGAAAGUCCAAGUGCCGUCUAAAUCUCUUUAUUUCAGUCUGUCGGGAAAAUAAUAAGCAUUCUGUCGCAUCAAAAAUCGCAUUGCUGCCGAGGAAGUUACUUGUGUGCACGGAAAAAACAAGUUGCUUUUCAAUUCAGCGACACAAAUCGCGCAGCGACAAUGUGCUCAUUAUUUUCUCGACAGCCUGAUAGUUACAAACGAGCAAAAUUACUGUUACAGUAAUCCAAAAAAUCAAAGACAGUUUUAAAAUUAUCCAAAUGUCUCUUCCAGGUUGCGGACAGUGAAUCCGCCAUUCCUCGGCCGAAAUCCGAGCCGAAACUCGGCGGAUUUAUCUACCUGCUCGCCACAAUGGCCGUAAUUGGCGGCUUUCUUUUUGGCUAUGAUACUGGAAUCGUCUCGGCCGCUAUGCUCUACGUUCCCAAGAACCACGAUCUGCGGCCCAUGGACACGCUGUGGACCGAGCUGAUCGUCUCCAUUACGCCCGGCUGCGCUGGGAUCAGCGCGCUUUUUGCCGGAAAGUCCUCGGACGUGUUUGGACGGCGGAAAAUGAUUGUGUUGUCCAGUGUCAUCUUCGUUGUUGGCGCGUUGAUUUGCGCUAUCGGGCUAGACAAGUGGAUCCUUUUGGUGGGGCGCAUUUUGCUCGGUGUGGCCAUCGGAAUCGCCUCGAUGAUUGUGCCGAUUUACGUGGGAGAAGCGUCGCCCGCCCACAUCAGAGGACGUCUGUUGACGGGCUUCCAACUGAUGAUCACGUUCGGUUUGAUGGCAGCGAACCUAAUUGCCGGAGGCUUUUCCUACAUUGAUCCGGAGAACGUUGGCUGGCGAUUGAUGUUCGGGUUUGCGGCAGUGCCGGCGGCAAUUCAGUUCAUUGGAUUCUUGUUCCUGCCCGAGAGCCCGCGAUGGCUUUGGGAGAACAGAACGGAGGCCGAAACUCGUGACGUCCUGAACAAAAUCUACAACGGAGAUACGACUUGGGUGGAGUAUGAGCUGGAGGAGAUCCGGGCCAGCAACGAGCAGGAAAAGAAGUCGCACGAAGAGCACGGCGAGGGCUCGGUUUUGGGACGAAUCUGGCAAACUCCUCAUGUCCGGAAGGCCCUGAUUAUCGGGUCGGCGCUCCAGGCGUUCCAACAACUCUCCGGAGUCAACACGAUCAUGUAUUACACGGGCACGAUCAUUCGAUCCGCCGGAAUCAGAGAUAAUCACAACACAAUCUGGAUGUCUAAUGCCACGUCGGCUUUUAACUUCUUCUGCACGUUCAUUCCAAUGUACUUGGUGGAGCGAUUGGGAAGACGGAUUCUGUUGCUCGGCUCCAUUGUCGGCGUGAUUAUUUCGCUGUGCUUGUUGGGUGGGUCGUUCUACAUGAUCAAUUCGGACUCGGCAAGGACGGUGGAGUUCACUGGAGCCGGAAAUGACUCCUUGGCGCUGCAUUGUGCAAAGUUAUCGUAAGUCUACGGUGUUUACUCAUCUUUGGAGUCGUCGUGAGAUAUCGUGGCUAUAGCAGCAAGAGAGAAUACAGUAGCGGACGUGAUUCAGUGGCAAAAAACGUUCCGUUUUGCUUCCGUGAAGUAUCAAAAAAUGUGGCAAAAUACCUCCCUCUCCAAGUGAAAAAAAUGUUUCAAAGAGCCGCCCGCUUUUUUAGCGAAGGAAAUUGCGCGUCCUUCAAACCGGAGUUUUUUUUGGUUGGAGAGGGAGGUAUUUUGCUGCAUUUUUUAUGCUUCCCGGAUGCAAAAUGGAACAUUUUCUGCCACAGGAUCAGGCCCGUCAAUGCAUGGCCAAAAAAUUUUUUUUCGAUUUCAGCAACUGUGACUUCUGCGUGACCGAUGAGCUUUGCGGAUUCUGCGCUCCAGAGGACGAUCACAACGCCAAAGGGUAUUGUCUACCGGCGCACGAGACGAAGAAAGAGGACCGCUCCGCGAUUGGAAUAUGCUCUUCGGAGGGGAUUGAGAAUCUUCAUAACACAACGAUUGAUGGAAAGGAGGUCACAUACGAAUGGGCUGAUGUUUAUUGUCACACUUCGUAUACGGUGUUGCCCAUCAUCUUGAUGGUCGUGUAUUUGUGCUGUUUCAGUACUGGUGCGUUUUCUGUUUAUGUUUUAUUUGCCUUAUGACAUCUCAGACCUCUGUAGAAAUACUUUCAAGCGAGCAAGAAUUUAUUCGUUAUAGAGAGGAUUUGUUGUUUGAAGGUUGAUUUUUGCCUCAAAAUUGGCCUUCGAAACCUCUGAAAUUGUUCGUUAUAGACAGCCUUCCUUCUAUAGAGGCUCUGUUGUAUAACUAUAUGUAUGUCGGGAAAAUAAUGAGCACAAUGUUGCUGCGCCAAUCGCGUCGCUGAAGUGAAAAGCAAUUUGGUUUUGUCACGAUACAAUUUAUUUUCUCGGCGGUGAUGCGAUUUUCGGUGCGAAAUAGCGCUCUUACUUAAAAAAAAUUACGUCGCAUUUUCAAGGCUAUGCCCCUCUUCCUUGGGUCCUAAACGCCGAGUUCUACCCGUUGUGGGCCAGAGGUCAAUGCGUAUCAAUUACGACAUGUGUAAAUUGGAUGUUCAACCUGCUCAUUUCAUUGACCUUCUUGUCUCUGGGACAGGCUGUUACCAAGUUCGGUGAGUAACCAUGGUACAGUGGGGGACCUGAUCCAGUGGCAAAAAAUCUACCAUUUUGCAUCCGGGAAGUGUCAAAAAUGUGGCAAAAUGCUUCCCUCUCCAAGGGAAAAAACUGCGAUUUGAAUAGCCCGCUCUUAGGGAAUAGGGGCGCCAUUCAAAACGAAGUUUUUUCACUUGGAGAGAGAAGCAUUUUGCCACAUUUUUGAUGCUUCCCGGAUGCAAAAUGGAACGUUUUUUGCCACUGGAUCAUCUCCGUCACUGUAGCUGUGGCAGUUGGUACUACAUACACUUUAAAAAGACAUUUUUUGUCUCCGAACUUUUGUCAUUCUUAAUUUUUCAGGAGUCUUCUUCCUCUACGCCGCCAUAACUCUCAUAGGCCUCAUCAUUUUCUACUUUGUUGUCCCCGAGACUCGUGGCUGCUCCCUGGACGAGGUGGAGAUGUUGUUCAUGACCAAAGACGUUCGUGAGCGGAAACGAGAGGACCUACGGAAACGCCAACUCUCUCACGUUGACAUGGGUCUCACCAAAGAGCAAUUUUAA
Messenger RNA from Bursaphelenchus xylophilus (pine wood nematode), 3238 nucleotides. The record is from the annotation of a GenBank genome assembly. NCBI's taxonomy places the organism in Eukaryota, Metazoa, Nematoda, Chromadorea, Rhabditida, Aphelenchoididae.